Microdochium trichocladiopsis is the source of this 4516-nucleotide messenger RNA. Its product is annotated as multidrug resistance protein CDR1. The coding region runs from base 1 to 4278 and encodes 1425 amino acids. Lineage: Eukaryota; Fungi; Ascomycota; Sordariomycetes; Xylariales; Microdochiaceae. Gene Ontology annotation, molecular function: ATP hydrolysis activity; ABC-type transporter activity; ATP binding. Gene Ontology annotation, biological process: transmembrane transport. The record is from RefSeq and is a predicted model, not a curated record. The transcript has 9 exons. Gene Ontology annotation, cellular component: membrane.
AUGCCUGCCACAGCCUCCAGCGAUGCGACACAACCGUCUGCCAACCUAGAAUCUGAAGUCCGCGACCUGGCGCUGCGAGCGACAGCGACAGCGACUUGUACUUCACCAGAGGGCCAGUGGCACGAAGUCCUCUAUCCCAAGGCUGGCAGCUUCCUCGAUCCACUCUCGCCUAUCUUCGACGGUCGUUUGUGGGUCAAGACAUUCUUCGAUCUUUACAACUCGAGCCUGCCAACACGGCCACGGAGCCUAGGUGUGGCUUUCCGCGACCUGACUGUGCUUGGCGACACAUCAGGUGCCCAGUACCAGGCCAGUGCCGGGAACGUCUUUCUGUCUGCCAUUGAGUCCGUCGCGAGAAGACUUGGUGGCGUUCAGCAAAGCAAGAAGAUCACCAUUCUGCAGGACUUUGAAGGCGUGCUUGAUGCCGGCGAGCUCCUGCUCGUUCUUGGCCCGCCAGGCUCGGGCUGUUCGACCCUGCUCAAGACAAUUGCUGGUGAGACGGCAGGAUUGAGGGUGAGCCCUGAGACAAAGUGGAAUUACCGAGGCAUCGAUGCCACCCGCAUCCAGACUCGUUUUCGAGGCGACGUCCUCUACAAUGGCGAGACGGACAUCCACCUCCCGCAUCUCACCGUCGGGGAGACACUCCGCUUUGCAGCAUCGUCACGGCCAGUGCGGAACUUGCCCGAGGGGUACUCAUCCAACCACGUCGCCAACAUGCUCUGCGACGUCGUCAUGUCCGUCUUCGGCAUCUCACAUACGGUCAACACGAGAGUCGGCGACGACUUUGUGCGCGGCGUCAGCGGCGGCGAGAGGAAGCGCGUCAGCAUCGCCGAGUCGGCCCUGACAGGGGCACUGCUGCAGUGCUGGGACAACUCGACGCGCGGGCUGGACAGUGCCAACGCUGUCCGGUUCUGCCAGAGCCUGCGCGACCAGGCGGAUAUCUUGAGCAUCUCGGGCGCAGUGGCCAUUUACCAAGCCCCGCAGAGUGCCUACGAGUUAUUUGACCGCGUCACUCUGUUAUACAAGGGGAGGCAGAUCUUCUUCGGAAAGGUUUCAGAGGCAUCAAGCUAUUUCGAGAACCUGGGGUUUGAACGCCCUGAAAGACAGACUACGCCAGACUUCCUCACAUCCAUGACCAGCCCGAGCGAGCGCGUCGUGCGGCCAGGAUUUGAGGACAAGGUCCCCAAAACGCCCGAUGAGUUCGCCAGCCGGUGGCUAAACAGCAAGGAGCGGCAAAGGCUGCUUGAAGAAAUAGAGGAGUACCAAGAGAAGCAUCCACGCGACCAAAGAAUCCGCGAGUACAAAGAGUCACGCCGUGCCGAUCAGCAGAAGCACGCGCGGUCGGGGUCGACUUACCUCAUCUCCUUCGCCACGCAGGUGAAGCUGAACCUCUGGCGUGCUUACCGGCGGCUUGUGGCUGACCCGUUCUUCACUAUUGCUUCCUUGGUGUACAACCUGGUCAUGGCGCUCAUGUUGGGGAGCAUGUUUUUCAACAUGAAGGCUGACUCGUCGACCUUCUACUAUCGCGGCGGCAUCAUCUUCUUUUCCCUCCUCUUCAAUGCAUUUGCCAGCCAGUUGGAGGUCCUCACGGUGUACGCAGAGCGGCCAAUCAUUGAGAAGCACAACAGAUAUGCCCUGUAUCGGCAGUCGACGCAAGCUGUCGCGAGCUAUUUGAUCGAUCUGCCCUACAAGACGGCCAACAUGUUCAUCUUCAAUCUCACAGUCUACUUCAUGACUGGCCUCCGGCGCGACGCCGGCAGCUUCUUCUUCUUCUGCCUGACGACAUACCUCACAACCCUCGUCAUGUCAAGCCUCUUUCGAACGCUGGCAUACCUGACACGCACGCCUGCCCAGGCCAUGGUGCCAAGUUCCCUAUUGAGUCUCGGGCUUAUGAUCUACACGGGCUUCUGUAUCCCCCCUUCCUACGUGCCGGACUGGUCGCACUGGAUGAUGUACAUCAACCCGCUGUCUUACGCCUUUGAGGCGCUCAUGGCCAACGAGUUCCACGACCGCGACUUUUCCUGCUCCAAUAUGGUGCCCCGAGGUCCUUCAUAUGAGGGAUUGUCUCCCGAGUCGCAGAUAUGCUCGUCAGUUGGUGCCGAAGCCGGCCUCUCCACCGUCAAUGGCGACCGCUACAUUGCCGAGUCCUUUGGCUAUCUUAACGAGAACAAGUGGAGAAAUAUUGGCAUCAUGUGCGCCUUUCUUUGCGGCCUUUUCCUUGCCUAUGUCGUUGCUGCUGAGACUGCUCGGCCGCCCCGUAGCAAGGGAGAAGUGCUGGUCUUCCGGCGCGGCAAGCACCCUUCAAAGCUGAUGAGCCUGGCAAACGACGACGAGGAAUCGCAGCACGAACUGACCCGAGUGGGAAAAGGUGCCAAGGCUUCUCUCCAGGAAUCUUCAAUUGAGUCAGGAGAGCCCCCCGUAUUCCAUUGGAACGAUGUUUGCUACGAUGUGGACAUUAAGGGGGAAACACGCCGCAUUCUGUCUCAAGUCGACGGCUGGGUCCAGCCUAGCAAGUCGACCGCACUCAUGGGUUUCUCCGGGGCCGGCAAAACGACGUUACUGGACGUUCUCGCUGGCCGCGUGACUACGGGUGUCCUCCAGGGCGAGACCCUCAUCAACGGCCGGCCCACGGACGCCUCUUUCCAGCACCGUGUCGGCUACGUGAAGCAGCAGGAUGUGCACCUCGAGACCAUGACGGUGCGCGAGGCUCUCGAGUUCAGCGCCCUGCUCCGUCAGCCUGGCAGUGUCUCGCGGGCCGACAAGCUUGCGCAAGUCGACCGCAUCGUGGCGAUGCUGGAAAUGGAGAGCUUUGUCGACGCCAUCAUCGGCGAGCCGGGACAGGGCCUUAACAUCGAGCAGCGCAAGCGGCUCACCAUUGGCGUCGAGCUGGCGGCCCGGCCGGAGCUGCUCGUCUUCCUCGACGAGCCCACGUCCGGCCUCGACUCCCAGACCUCGUGGGCCAUCUGCGACCUCAUCGAGCGCCUCACCAGUAGCGGCCAGGCUGUGCUGUGCACGAUACACCAGCCCUCGGCCAUGCUGUUCCAGCGGUUCGAUCGCUUGCUCCUAUUGGCUCCAGGUGGCAAGACCGUGUACUUUGGAGACCUGGGCGAGAACUGCCUCACACUAAUUCGCUAUCUUGAGCGCAAUGGCGCCCCGCCGUGUCCUCCUGAGGCCAACCCGGCUGAAUGGAUGCUUGAUGUCAUCAAGCCCCCAUUGGACGGUUCCGAGGGGGCCGACUGGCACCAGGUUUGGCGAGAAUCUCCCGAGUACGAACUGGUCAAGACUGAGAUGGCCCGCCUCCACAGCCUGUCCAGCCACAACCUUCCUGACACAGCUGCCUCUUCCGAUGACCACGAGUUUGCAGCCUCCUUCGGCACGCAGUUCAUGCAGGUGCUCAACCGCACGUUCAAGCACUUCUGGCGCUCGCCAACCUACAUCUGGUCCAAACUUAGCCUCGUCGGCUUGUCGUGCCUGUAUCUCGGCUUCAGCUUCAGCGCACGCCUGACUCUGCAGGGAAUGCAGAACCAGCUCUAUGCCAUCUACCUCUUCUUCAUCCUCUUCAGCUCUCUCAACGAGCAGAUCAUGCCCAUGUUCGUCCCGCAACGCGCGCUAUACGAGGUUCGCGAGCGGCCGUCCAAGAUGUACCGGUGGACAACACUCUUGCUCUCCAACAUAUUUGUCGAGAUGGUCUGGAGCGUAGGUGCCGCCGCCGUUGCCUUCUUUUGCUGGUAUUACCCCGUCGGGUUCGCGGGCCUGGUUGGCUACACGGGAGACGACGACCUUUCCCUGCGCGGCUUCCUCGUCUUCCUCUUCAUCGCAAUGUUCCUCCUCUUCACCUGCACCUUCUCGCACAUGGCCAUCGCGUGGAUCGAGAGCGCCGAGACGGCAGCCGUGCUCACCAGCCUGCUGUACAUCUUCUGCCUGUCCUUCGCCGGCGUCGGUGUCGUCCCGGCGGACCUGCCGGACUUCUGGUUCUUCAUGUACCGCGUGUCCCCCGUGACGUACAUGAUCAGCGGGGCCAUGUCGUCCGCCAUGGCCGGGUACGAGGUGUCCUGCUCGCCCAGCGAGAUCCUGCACAUGGCGGCGCCCGCCAACGCGACGUGCGGCGAGUUCCUGGCCGCGUUCCAGGCCACGGACGGCGGGACGGUGCUGGACCCGUUGGCCACUGGGGGGAACUUCGGCUUGCUCUGGGUGUACAUCCUGGCUAAUAUCGGCUUGGCGUUGGGACUGUACUGGUUGUUCCGCGUUCCCAAGGGGAAGGGUAUGAAGCGUUCGGCAUAAUUGGGUGGCCGGCAAGUACAACUAGCGCGAUCAGAUGGCAUUCCUAUUCGCACCCAAGGCCUUUUGAAACCUUUCCAUUUAUUCUUAUGUCCAAUGCUAGCAACUUAAUGUUGAAGUUACUUUAGUCGUCAGCAAAUUCACACCAAAGGAUAGACGGUGCUGAUGCAGUCCCAGAGUUACCGCCACUAUGUAAGGUCGAGGCGUGAACACGCGCCUACAAAGCGACUGAGCAUUUGGG